Molecule: messenger RNA, 170 nt
Organism: Prorocentrum cordatum
Lineage: Eukaryota; Dinophyceae; Prorocentrales; Prorocentraceae
Source: the annotation of a GenBank genome assembly
GCGAUCAGUGCGUGCUCCUCGAUGAUGACGAGGUGCGGGCUGUUGAGCCAGAGGUCCUGAGGAGCUUCUACGGCGUGGCGAACCCGCAGACACAGGGCAGCCGGCGCGGCCCAGCCGCGGCGGCGGGGCCCGCGGUGGGAGCAGCAGCGGCUGGGGCGCGAACGACAACG